Molecule: messenger RNA, 3813 nt
Organism: Fusarium vanettenii 77-13-4
Lineage: Eukaryota; Fungi; Ascomycota; Sordariomycetes; Hypocreales; Nectriaceae
Exons: 7
Coding region: 1-3267 (1088 amino acids)
Biological process (GO): ribosomal small subunit export from nucleus; ribosomal large subunit export from nucleus; protein export from nucleus
Cellular component (GO): cytoplasm; nucleus
Molecular function (GO): nuclear export signal receptor activity; small GTPase binding
Source: RefSeq, a predicted model, not a curated record
AUGGCUGCCUCCAUUGAAGAGCUGGACAACCUCGUCCGCUCAUUCUACGAGGGGCGCGGUGAGCAGCAAAAAUCCGCCCAAGCUGCUCUGAACCAGUUCAAAGAAGAUCCCGAUGCCUGGCUCAUGGUCGACAAGAUCCUUUCCGAUGCGCAAUAUCCCCAGACCAAGUGUACGUCGACUCUACUGCCUCACUACUACUUGGGUCUGCAGGUCCUCGAUAAUGUUAUCAUGACGAGGUGGAAGGUCCUCCCCCGAGACCAGUGUCAAGGAAUCCGAAACUUCAUUGUGCAGUUCAUCAUUCAGUGCUCGAGCUCCGAAGAGUCUUUGCGCCAGCAAAAGACCUUGCUCAACAAGCUCAACCUCGUUCUCGUCUCCGUCCUCAAGCAGGAAUGGCCACACAACUGGCCUACCUUUAUCAACGAAAUCAUCUCGUCCUGCCACUCCAACCUAUCCAUUUGCGAGAACAACAUGAUCAUCCUCCGCUUGCUCUCGGAGGAGGUCUUUGACUACUCGGCCGAGCAGAUGACCUCGACCAAGACGCGCAACCUGAAGCAGACCAUGUGCGCCGAGUUCUCUCAGAUCUUCAACCUCUGCCAGGAGGUCCUCAACACUGCGACUCAGCCCAGCCUGAUCAAGGCGACCCUCGAGACCCUGCUCCGAUUCUGCAACUGGAUCCCUCUGGGCUACAUCUUCGAGACACCACUGAUCGAGACACUGCGCACACGCUUCCUCUCGACUCCCGAAUUCCGAAACGUCACCAUGCAGUGCCUUACCGAGAUCGGUGGUCUCCAGACUGGCGGCCCUGGCCAGCCCAACUCCUACGACGAGCAGCUCGUCAAGAUGUUUACCGAGACGCUGACUACGAUUGCCAACAUCAUUCCUGUCACUCUCGACCUCAAGUCGACAUAUCCCAGCAGCAACUCCAGGGACCAGGAGUUUAUCCAGAACUUGGCCCUCUUCCUGUGCAACUUUUUCGGAAUGCACUUGAACCUUAUCGAGAAGCUCCCUAACCGAGACUUCCUCAUUCACGGUCACUACUAUCUUAUUAGGAUAUCACAGAUCGACGAUCGGGAAAUCUUCAAGAUUUGCCUGGAUUACUGGCUGAAGCUUGUCCAAGAGCUUUAUGAGGAGAUGCAGCAGCUCCCUAUCACGGAUCUCAACCCCCUCAUGGCCGUCGGCGCAGGCAUCUCUGGCAGCGGCGCCCCCAACCCGUCGAUCCUCAACAACUACCCCCUCCGAAAACACAAGUACAACGAGGUUCUCUCCAACCUGCGAGUCGUCAUGAUUGAGAAGAUGGUUCGUCCCGAGGAGGUUCUGAUUGUCGAAAACGACGAGGGCGAAAUCGUGCGAGAGUUCGUCAAGGAGAGCGACACGGUACAACUUUACAAGACGAUAAGAGAGUGCCUGGUGUACCUGACGCAUCUGGACGUGGUCGACACUGAAAACAUCAUGACGGAGAAGCUGGCGCGACAAGUCGACGGCACCGAGUGGUCCUGGCACAACUGCAACGUUCUCUGCUGGGCUAUUGGAUCCAUUUCCUUGGCCAUGAAUGAAGAGACUGAGAAGCGAUUCCUCGUCACCGUCAUCAAGGAUCUCUUGGGUCUCACAGAGAUGAAGCGCGGCAAGGACAACAAGGCCGUUGUCGCCAGUAACAUCAUGUACAUCGUGGGCCAGUACCCGCGUUUCCUCAAGGCUCACUGGAAGUUCCUUAAGACGGUUGUGAACAAGCUGUUCGAGUUCAUGCACGAGUCGCACGAGGGUGUGCAGGACAUGGCUUGCGACACAUUCAUCAAGAUUGCCCGACAAUGCCGACGACACUUUGUUGCUCUCCAGCCCAGCGAGCAGGAGCCAUUUAUCGAGGAGAUUGUUCGAAACAUGGGCAAGAUUACAUGCGACCUGACACCUCAACAAGUGCACACAUUCUACGAGGCAUGUGGAUACAUGGUGGCUGCUCAGGGCAACAAACACCAGCAGGAGAGACUCCUUUCUGAUCUCAUGGCCAUCCCCAACGCGGCUUGGGAUGAGAUCAUCAAGCAGGCGACCAUGAACCCGUCCAUUCUUCAGGACGCCGAGACGAUCAAGGUCAUCGGCAACAUCAUGAAGACGAAUGUCUCAGCCUGCUCAUCAGUGGGAUCCUACUUCUAUCCCCAGAUCGGUCGCAUCUACCACGACAUGCUUCAGAUGUACAAUGCUACAAGUACACUCAUCUCGGAGGCUGUUGCUCGCGAUGGCGAGCUCGCGACAAAGAUGCCUAGAGUCCGAGGUCUCCGAACCAUCAAGAAGGAAAUCCUCAAGCUCAUCGAGGUGUACGUCGACAAGGCGGAGGACCUCCAGGCUGUUCGUGCUCAGAUGGUCCCUCCUCUGCUGGACUCUGUGCUCGUCGACUACAACCGCAACGUGCCUGGUGCCCGAGAUGCUGAGGUUCUCAAGGCCUGUUCCACUAUCAUCACCAAGCUUUCUGCUUUGAUGGAGGACCAAGUUCCCACUAUCAUGCAGAAUGUUUUCGAGUGCACUCUGGAGAUGAUCAACAAGGACUUUUCCGAGUUCCCCGAGCACCGAGUCGAGUUCUUCAACCUCCUCCGAGCCAUCAACCUUCACUGCUUCCCUGCUCUGCUCAAGCUCGACAACAACCAGUUCAAGUUUGUUAUCGACUCGUGCUCGUGGGCUUUCAAGCAUGACAACCGGGAUGUCGAAGCAGCCGGUCUUAACAUGGCCCUUGAGCUGAUCAACAAUAUCGCCGAGAAGACUGACGUCCAGACAGCCAACGCCUUCUUCCAGCGAUUCUUCAUCACCAUUCUGCAGGAUGUGUUCUUUGUCGUUACUGACAACGACCACAAGGCUGGCUUCAAGACGCAGUCCAUGCUGCUGAUGAAGCUGUUCUACUACAUCCACCCUGCCGAUGGUACUCAGCCCAAGAUCCAGGGGCCCAUCUACAGCCCCGACCAGGCUCAGGCCGGAACUGGCAACCGAGAGUUUGUCGCCAACUUUGUGGCGAACCUGUUGCAAAACGCUUUCCGUAAUCUGCAAGCGAACCAAAUCACAACCUUUGUCGAGGGACUGUUCACACUCAACACGCAGUAUGACAAGUUCCGUCUUAACCUCCGUGACUUCCUCAUCUCCCUCAAGGAGUUUGCCGGCGAUAACGCAGAACUGUUCAUCGUCGAGAAGGAGCAGCAGGAGCGGGAUGCCAAGGCGGCCGACAUGGAGCGACGACAGAAGGUCGGCGGUCUGCUGAAGCCCUCGGAGCUGGACGAUGAGGAGCUAUGACUGGAUGAGGAACUGCGGACCGAGUUUGCGCCUCAAGUCGCCUCCGACACGGAACCAACGGAGUCAGCCGGGGAUGGCUGGGAGUUUUAUGGUCUUUAGCGGCGUCAUCGAGGCUAUCCACGCCCUGCGACCCGACGGACAACCCCGACCUUCUCGUGCGCGACGGCGUCUCCUCCUUGCUCGAUUUCCUUGCUGUUAUGAUACCAAAUUUCAUAGAGUGGUCGCCGCCCACCCGAUGCAGGGGGUGCAUGUCCUUAUUCAAACCCGGCCCCCCUUUUAGGGUUGAGGGGAGUAAACAAAAAAAGAAAGGAGCCUGGUUGUGAGAGCUGUUGCUGUUGUUUUACUAGUUGAACGAGAGUGCCGCGUGCGGUUGAUCAUUCACUUUGACGAAUAAAUAAAGAGGAAAUGAAAUACAGAUUCAGAUGAUUGGGGUUGAGAGACGAGGUGGAUGCUUUAGGCUGGAGCAUGUAGAAGUUGUCUACCUAGGGCUAUAUCGUAGGUAUGGAAAGGGAGCAGAUUGUGACGCUCCGGCAAAUACAUAUUUCU